UUGUAUGCCGUUUUUAUUGUGGCAGCACUUUUUAUCGCCGAAACGAUCUUUCCGUUAUCAAUUUCGCAAUCGAUAAAAAUCACAUUCUGAUUGGAGCUUUAGCAUCUUCAAAUAUAAACGGACGCAAAAUUGUGGAGUUUUGUAAACUAAAAGCAAAACAAUGGCACUGACACCGAAGGAAUCUGGCGAACAUAUCGUCAAGAACGCGAAAUAUGUACGCGUACUACCGGAAGGCAUCAAAAAACUAACACAGGAAGUACUUGCCGGCAUCUUGGACAAGCGAAUUGAUGUGAGCAACUUCUCGCAACAUGACAUGCAUCCAAAACCCACUGAUGCAUAUGCCGCGGAGUGGAUAUUUCUAGUGGAUACGCUGAAUUUCUGCUUUUGGACGCCCACAAAUUACACAAAAUACAAAGUGAAUGGACAAACUGGUUACUUUGCUCUUUGUGCAGCAGUCAAUCGGGCAAUUGCUGAAGGUGUGGAUAUAACCAAUGCGGAGUUUUAUUCAAAAAUUGAUGCUGAAACGCUACGACACAUAUUUCGCUCGGAUGAUGGUGACACAGCUGUGCCAUUAUUCGAUAAGCGAAUCUCUUGCCUACAUGAAGUGGGUAAUCGUUUGUUAGAGAAAUGGUCAGGAAAGUUUGAAAAUGUGGUACUUGCAGCUAAGAAUUCCGCAAAAGAGCUUCUAACAUUAAUUGUGCAAGAGUUUCCAUGCUUCCGUGACGAAGCAGACUUUGCUGGACAACGCGUGGCAAUCUAUAAGCGUGCACAAAUACUUAUUGGUGAUCUGUGGGCAUGCUAUCGCGGUGUCGGUUUGGGCGCUUUCAAUGAUCUUGAGUGCAUAACAAUGUUUACAGUGAACUAUAUGGUAACUCGAAUGUAUUAUCAUCCACCUUAA
This is a messenger RNA of Teleopsis dalmanni, 898 nucleotides long. Its product is annotated as queuosine salvage protein-like. Bases 161 to 898 code for a protein of 245 amino acids. Lineage: Eukaryota; Metazoa; Arthropoda; Insecta; Diptera; Diopsidae. The transcript is spliced from 3 exons. The record is from RefSeq and is a predicted model, not a curated record.